This is a messenger RNA of Seriola dumerili (greater amberjack), 1733 nucleotides long. Its product is annotated as actin-related protein 2/3 complex subunit 1A. The record is from RefSeq and is a predicted model, not a curated record. Gene Ontology annotation, cellular component: actin cytoskeleton; Arp2/3 protein complex. The transcript is spliced from 11 exons. Gene Ontology annotation, molecular function: actin filament binding. Bases 339 to 1451 code for a protein of 370 amino acids. Gene Ontology annotation, biological process: Arp2/3 complex-mediated actin nucleation. Lineage: Eukaryota; Metazoa; Chordata; Actinopteri; Carangiformes; Carangidae.
CCCGUCGUAGUUUGUGUGAGAGACUUCGACGUGAACGAGGUUAUUCAGUUGAAUGUAUCAGCUAGCGUGAUGAUGCUAAGCUAGCUGUCAGCCAGGCAUCCACGGGUUUUGCUGCCGACUUCGCUACCGGAUGCUUCCGGUCGUAUCCUGCUGGCCGUCUUGACGUUCCCUCAACAUUCCUGGACGAAUUCGUGUCGACUGACCAGAGUCCGCGAAUUCAGGUCCACUCCUGAUCUAACCUUCCCCAGCUAGCGUAACUUAGCUCGCCGGCUAGCGAGACUGCACACACGGAGAACCGGACUGACGGGAGUUUCACUUAAGGACCACACCCAGACAAGAUGUCCCUUCAUCAGUUUCUGCUGGAGCCCAUCACCUGCCACGCAUGGAACCGCGACAGGACACAAAUUGCCAUCAGUCCUAAUAACCAUGAAGUUCAUAUCUACAAGAAGAGUGGCAACCAGUGGGUCAAGACCCAUGAGCUGAAGGAGCACAAUGGACACAUAACAGGUAUUGACUGGGCUCCCAAAAGUGAUCGUAUAGUGACAUGCGGAGCAGACCGUAAUGCCUACGUGUGGUCCCAGAAGGAGGGGGUAUGGAAGCCCACACUGGUCAUCCUCAGGAUCAACCGAGCUGCCACCUUUGUCAAGUGGUCUCCACUGGAGAAUAAGUUUGCAGUCGGCAGUGGGGCUCGACUCAUCUCUGUCUGCUACUUUGAGUCUGAGAAUGACUGGUGGGUGAGCAAGCACAUCAAGAAGCCUAUCCGCUCCACCAUCCUCAGUCUGGACUGGCAUCCCAACAAUGUACUGCUGGCUGCUGGAUCCUGUGACUUCAAAUGCAGGGUGUUCUCAGCCUACAUUAAGGAGGUGGAAGAGAAACCAGGCCCCACACCCUGGGGCAGCAAGAUGCCAUUUGGGGCUGUGCUAGCAGAAUUCGGAGGAGCAGGUGGAGGGGGUUGGGUCCACUCUGUCUCUUUCUCAGCCUCUGGUAACCGCCUGGCCUGGGUCAGCCAUGACAGCACUGUCACUGUGGUGGACAGCUCUAAGACUGCCAGUCCCUCACAGCUGAAGACGGAGUACCUUCCUCUCCUCAGUGUCAUUUUUGUUUCAGAGAACAGUCUAGUAGCUGCGGGCCACGACUGUUGCCCCAUGCUGUUCCGUUGCGACGACGGUGGAACGCUGACAUUUGUGUCAAAGCUCGACCUCCCCAAGCAGAGUAUCCAGAGGAACAUCUCUGCCAUGGAGCGCUUCAGGAACAUGGACAAGAGAGCCACCACCGAGGACCGCAACACUGCCCUGGACACACUGCACCAGAACAGCAUCACCCAAGUGUCUAUCUAUGAGGGAGACAAAAGGGAUUGUCGCAAGUUCUGCACCACAGGCAUCGAUGGAGCAAUGACCAUUUGGGACUUCAAGAGUCUAGAAGCUUCUAUCCAGGGUCUCCGCAUCAUGUGAAGAAAUCUUGUGAAUGAAUGAAGAGACGCUGCGGCCUCACUUCUCUCCCCUCGCCCUCACAGUCCUCACCCCUCCUUCCCCUUUCCACCUCCACCCCCCUCCCCCCCUCUCCUGCGACGCAGCCAGUAACAUACAUAACUGACCACCUUAUCGAGUGUCUGCUGAAGCACUGAUCAGACCAUAACACACUCUUGUGGGUGUGUGCUUACACUCUUACACACACUCGCACACUACAACACAUGAACAAGCAUACACUACACUACACUACACUACAUUACACUA